Dromaius novaehollandiae (emu) is the source of this 4206-nucleotide messenger RNA. It is a transcript of the gene NACC1, whose product is annotated as nucleus accumbens associated 1. The transcript is spliced from 6 exons. Bases 197 to 1729 code for a protein of 510 amino acids. Gene Ontology annotation, biological process: regulation of transcription by RNA polymerase II. Lineage: Eukaryota; Metazoa; Chordata; Aves; Casuariiformes; Dromaiidae. Gene Ontology annotation, molecular function: DNA-binding transcription factor activity, RNA polymerase II-specific; protein binding; RNA polymerase II cis-regulatory region sequence-specific DNA binding. The record is from RefSeq and is a predicted model, not a curated record.
CGGGGCGGCGGCGCGUGCGCGUGCGCGGGGCGCGCCGCCGGGCUGUGCGGCGCCAUCGGGCGCUCGGCGCUCGGCUGAGCCCGCCUGCCGCACAAUGAAUGGCUGCUGAGCGCGGCGGGGACGGGGACGGGCACCGGGAGCGGCCGGAGCCCCAGCGCAGCCCCCCCCCGGCCACCGGCCCCCGGCGGCUGCCGCCAUGGCUCAGACGCUGCAGAUGGAGAUCCCCAACUUCGGGAACAGCAUCCUGGAGUGCCUGAACGAGCAGCGGCUGCAGGGGCUCUACUGCGACGUGUCGGUGGUGGUGAAGGGCCACGCGUUCAAGGCGCACCGCGCCGUGCUGGCCGCCAGCAGCUCCUACUUCCGGGACCUUUUCAACAGCAGCAAGAGCGCGGUGGUGGAGCUGCCGGCCGCCGUGCAGCCCCAGUCCUUCCAGCAGAUCCUCAGCUUCUGCUACACGGGGCGGCUCAGCAUGAACGUGGGCGACCAGUUCCUGCUCAUGUACACGGCGGGCUUCCUGCAGAUCCAGGAGAUCAUGGAGAAGGGGACUGAGUUCUUCCUCAAGGUCAGCUCGCCCAGCUGCGACUCGCAGGGGCUGCACGGCGAGGAGGCGCCCUGCUCGGAGCCCCAGAGCCCCGUGGCGCAGACCUCGGGCUGGCCCGCCGCCGCCGCCGCCCUGCCGCUGGUCUCGCGGGUGAAGACGGAGCAGGGCGAGCCCGACGGCGUGCAGUGCACCUUCGUGGUCAAGCGCCUCUGGGACGGCGGCCCCAAGGACGGCGGCGGCGGCGGCGGCAACGGCAGCCGCAAAAUGGCCAAGUUCUCGGCGCCCGACGCGGGGCGCCCGCCCCAGCCGCAGCCCCCGGCGCCGGCGGGGGGCCCGGGCCCGGCCCCGGCCGCGGCGCCCGGCCCCAGCGCCGCCGACCAGACCAGCCCCGGCGGCACCUCCAGCGCCUACACGAGCGACAGCCCCGGCUCCUUCCACAACGAGGAGGACGAGGAGGAGGACGCCGCGGAGGAAGGCUCCGACGAGCAGUACCGCCAGAUCUGCAACAUGUACACCAUGUACAGCAUGAUGAACGUGGGGCAGGCAGCCGCCGAGAAGGUGGAGGCGCUGCCCGACCAGGCCACCUCGGAGUCCCGCAACCGCGUGCGGGUGCGGCAGGACCUGGCCUCGCUGCCGGCCGAGCUCAUCAACCAGAUCGGCAACCGCUGCCACCCCAAGCUCUACGACGAGGGCGACCCCGCCGAGAAGCUGGAGCUCGUGACAGGCACCAACGUGUACAUCACGCGGGCGCAGCUCAUGAACUGCCACGUGAGCGCUGGCACGCGGCACAAAGUCCUCUUGAGGCGGCUCCUGGCCUCCUUCUUCGACCGCAACACCCUGGCCAACAGCUGCGGCACCGGCAUCCGCUCCUCCACCAACGACCCCAGCCGCAAGCCGCUGGACAGCCGGGUCCUGCACGCGGUGAAGUUUUACUGCCAGAACUUCGCGCCCAACUUCAAGGAGAGCGAGAUGAACGCCAUCGCGGCCGACAUGUGCACCAACGCGCGGCGCGUGGUGCGCAAGAGCUGGAUCCCCAAGCUGAAGCUGCUCAUGGCCGAGGGCGACUCCUACACCUCCUUCAUCAACGACACGGGCAAGCUGGAGCCCGACAUCAUGGGCGCCGAGGCGGGCUUCGAGGCGGGCGGCCCCGAGGGCGAGGCGGGCGCGCCGGGCGAGGGCCUGCAGUGACCGCCGCCCCCCCGGGCCCCGCGCCGGCCGAGGGCCCCCGGCCCGCCGGCUCUGGGGGUCGCCGGGGCGGGCAGGGGACGGUGGCACCUCGGCCCGUCCCCGUCCCCGCGGCGAGGCGCCCCGGGGCGCCGCGGCCCCGCUCGGCUUGGCCGGGCUCCCCGCGACCGCCCCCCCGCCGCUCGGGCGCGGGUUGAACCGGGUGUCCCCCCCCCUUCCCCGCGUCCCCUCGCCGGGGCCAGCGUCUCCCGGCGGCCGCGGGGGUCCCCUCCGGGCAGCCGCGCGUCCCCCGGGUCCCCUCCCCAGGGCCGGCGUUUCUCCAGGCGACCGCGCGGGUCCCCCCCCCCCCCGGCUCCGUGCCCUCCCCCCCGGGGCCAGUGUCUCCGCAGGCAACCGCAUGUGUCCCCAGGUCCCCCGCGUCCCCUCGCCGGGGAGCGGCCUCUCUCCAGGCAGCCACACGUGUUCGCCCCGUGUCCCAGCGCCUCCCCCGGCGCCUGCAUGUGUCCCCCCCGCGUCCCCUCCCUGGGGCCAGAGCCUCUCCAGGCCGCCGCCGUGUCCCCCCCGUCCCCGUGUCUUCCCGGGCAGCCACGUGGGUCCCCCGCGUCCCCCCCCCCCCGGGGCCAGCGUCUCUCGGGCGUCACCAUCGCUUCCCGGCUUCCCCAGGGGACGUCACGCGUCCCCGAGGUGCCCCCGUGUCCCCAGUGUGUCCCUGAGGUGUCCCGGUGUCCCCAGCAUGUCCCCGAGGUGCCCCGGGGUCCCCGGCCCCCUCCCUGGUGUCCCCCCAGCGUCCCCCCCGGCUGGACACGGGCAGGUCUUUGGUGGGGGGGGACAAGGACGGGGUGGGCGCAGCUGAGCGGAGCCCCCGGGGGGGCAGGUUUGGGUGCUGGGGCCGUGUCGGCGGAGCGGGGGGGUCCCACCAUCCCUCGUUCCCUCCAUCCCUCCUUCUUCUCCCUCCGCCGCGUCCCUGCUUGACCGUGCUGCUCCCAGGACGCCUGGGCCCUCUCCCCAGCUCCGGGGAUCACAGCGGUGAGCUCAGCGGCGGGGGGGGGCCCGGAUGCCUGGGCCCCUUCCUGAUGGGGGGGCCCGGACACCUGGGCCCCUUCCCAAUGGAGGGGCCGGGGCGAGUCGCCCCCCCCGCCCUGCGCCGCCGCUCCGUGCCUCAGUUUCCCCGCGGGUGGAAGGGGGGGACGCGGGGUCAGAGCCAGGUCCGCCCCCCCCCUUGCCACCAAGCAGCUCCUGCUCGUUAGCCCCCCGCUUCGUUAGCCCCCCGCCGGGGCCCGCCCCAGCCAGCAGCGGCUCAGGGCCAGGGUGGGCCCCGGCGUCUGGGCCGGGAGGAGUUUGGAAGCGGGGGGGGAGGGGGGGUGUUGGGACAGGGGGUCGCAGGUUUGAGUCCCACCUCGGGGCUGGGGGGGGUCAGACGUGGGGCCGGGGGGGCAGGGACACCCCCAGCCCUGGCUUUUGCCCCCCCCACCCCAAUGCCGGGCUCAUCCAGGCCUCAAAUGGGGAAACUGAGGCACCAAGUAGCGGCUCCCCCCCCAGUGAAACGGGGGGGGGGACUAGGAUGGGACCCAGGCGUCCGGGCUCCCCCCCCCUGCUCAACCCCCCCCACGCUGCCGGAGCCGGGGGGAGAGCCCAGGCGUCCGGGCCCCUACUCUGACCCUACCGACCGCGCCGCCCUCCCCGAGCCGGGGAGGGGACCCAGGCGUCCGGGCCCCCCCCAGCCGCCCCCACAGGUCUCCUGACGUUCGGUCAAGUGCCUUACCUGCCGCCCGGGCCGCCGGGCUCCGUCCGCGUCGCCGCUGUCUCGCUGCUCCGUGCCAAACGCCCCGGCCGCUCCCCCCCAGGGAGGGGACAGGGACCCCCGCCCCAAUGCCCCCCCCCAAACCCCGGACGCCUGGGCCCUCCCCGCCCCGCGCCUCGGUUUCCCCGGAGGAGGCGGCAGGACGCGGGUCGGGCACGUUCCCCCCCCCACCUUUUCCCGGCUCCCGCGUGUGACGAGCUGCGCCGGUCUCAGCCCUGGCUGUGGGGGGGUGUGUGGGGGUGUCCUGCCCCCCCCGCCGCUCUCCUGGGACUCGCUGGUCCCCUGUGGGCGCACGGAGAGCUCGGCCCCCCCGGCAGCCCCCCCCUCCCGGCCUCCCCCCCGCCAGCGCUGGGCUUUCUUCUUUUUUAACCCUUUUCUUCCUUUUCCCAACCCAAAACCGUACCGAAAAGGGACCCGCGCGGCGUCUCGCGGCCGCCUCGGCAGCAUGGCCCCCCCGGCUGCCCCGCUCCCCGCCGCCCGCCCCGGCCCGGGGGGGCCCAGGAGCCCCCGGGCGCCCGUGUUUGUCCUGUGUUGGAAAGUGCCAAGGCGCCGGUGUCCGCGACCCCCGUCCCCGCUGGAGAAUUGCACAUGAACUGCUGUAAAGAGGAGCAGAGCGAGGAGAGAGGAACUGCAGAAAUGUUAAUAAUGAGUAAAUAAAAACACAGAGGUUUGUAACAAA